Symbiodinium pilosum is the source of this 639-nucleotide messenger RNA. NCBI's taxonomy places the organism in Eukaryota, Dinophyceae, Suessiales, Symbiodiniaceae. The record is from the annotation of a GenBank genome assembly.
AUGCCUGAGCAAUCGAAUCCUGAAAGGACUUGUCCCUCCCUUUCCGUCCACGAGCAGUCCCCAACGACUUCGUCAUGGGAUCCACCAAGCGACGCUGCACAAACUCCAGAACUCUCUCAGCCACAGCUGGCAACCAACCCCAUCCCAGCUGGAGCCAGACCUUCAAGUCUUCGCAUGAAAUCAGAGCCCCUCAGACCUUUGCUGGAAGACCGAUUGGAGGAACAAGGCUCGAGCGCCUUGGUUACACAGCCGGUGGCACUGUCAACCCUUCAUUCGAUGCCGAAGUCGCCCACAGCAAAGCAGAAGCAUUUGGUUUUCAUGGUUGACGGAGAGGAGCUUCAAAUCCUUGGAGUUGAUGCCCCUGACAGCAGCGUUCCUCCAGAGGAAAGUCCAAGCCGAAACCGACCAGCAGCUGGGGCCGGCCCCUUGCCACCUCCAGAGGCCAACCUCGCACCUCAAAGACUGCAAAGACUGCACGUAUUGGCAGGACAAAGUCAGCGGAAGUGGCAGAGACCCUGCUCAGACCAAACAUUGGGGGAAACAGCUGGAGCUCAAUUGAGGUUUAGAUGCGCAGCACCCAAGCAGCAUGGAAUCCUGCGAGCAGGACUCUCUGACCUGACUUGGGUUGUCAAGCUCUGA